Molecule: messenger RNA, 3147 nt
Organism: Aedes aegypti (yellow fever mosquito)
Lineage: Eukaryota; Metazoa; Arthropoda; Insecta; Diptera; Culicidae
Gene: Ccdc39
Product: coiled-coil domain-containing protein 39
Exons: 3
Coding region: 72-2963 (963 amino acids)
Biological process (GO): cilium-dependent cell motility; cilium movement; inner dynein arm assembly
Cellular component (GO): axoneme
Source: RefSeq, a predicted model, not a curated record
AUUUUCGAUAUUGUUCCGCUCGUAAAAAUUGCAACUUCAAUUUUCUGCCGGUCUCAAUCAAGUGCCCAAAAAUGUCCCAACCGUACGUGAUCCGUGUGAUGGAGGAGAUGGGUUGGGGCUCGGACGGUGGCUUCAUCCCGAUCGCCAACGAAGAGAACAAAAAGCUGCUGGACUACGUCAACCGGUUGGGUGAUCGGAAAACGGAAGGAUCGUCCAAGGUGCAGGUCAGCGAUCAGCGCUUGAACAAUCUGCAGGCCCAUCUGAAGAACGCACAGGUGGAGUUCGAUCAAAAUCUUAAACUGUUGGCGGAGGACAAGGGCCAGAUCGAUACGGAGCACGGGCUGCUGAAGCUGUCGGAGAACGAUGGCGGCAAGAUGCGGAAGAUGGCGAAGGAGGUGCAGUACGUGAGGGAAGAACUGGAGCGGCACGAUCAGCGGUCGCAAAAGGAAAUGAAAAAGCUGACCGCCAACAUGGAACGGUUCACCGAGCGGAUCAAGUGGGCUAAAGCGGCCCUAACCGAGUGGAAACAGGUCAUGGACAAUGGCGAAGAAACGAACAAGCUUAUCGAAAAAUACUGCAAGCUGGAUAAGGGUCGAGCGGAAGCUUUAGAAGCCAAACGAAAGAUCCUCGAAGACAAGGUUUCAAAGCGGAGGACAACACUGGUUGCACUGGCCGAAGAGUACCGCUCCUUGGAACAGGUACUGGAAAGGACUUCACAGUUGUACCGCCAGGCGCAUUCUGAGCGCCGCCAGUUGGUGUUGAAGUGGAAGGAGGCAGUGAAGCACAUGAACCAACGCGAGGAAGACAUCAAAGAGGUUGAAGCGGAAAUCGAGAAGGCACGGGAGAUAAGCGCCAUGCUGAAUGAUGAUCUGCAGGCUCAGGUGGAAUUCCUAGAGGAACAGGAACGCAACAACAAGGAGAUUGAACUAGGGAUUGCAGAGUUAAACGUGGAGGUUUCAAAGCUCCGGAAUCGUCUGAACGCACUAACCGAUAGCGUGCAGUUGAAAACAAACGAGUACCAGAUAACGCGCAAAGCGGUACAAAACGUGUCAAACAAGCUGACCGGCAUGCGCAACAAAAACCGGCAGGCGUUGAUGGAGGAAGCGGAGAAGGAAAGGCAAAUCAAUACAAAUUUAAGCCAGUUGGAAGAAUUGAGGGAAAAAUAUGAAAACUUCAGGAGUAAAACUUUGUGUGCUCAGGAGAGAUUGAGGCAAUUGAAUGAGAUCGUCGAGCAGGAGGAGAAGCAGAUCAAAGUGCUCAGCGACGAAACGGCACGUCUAUCAACCGCACUGUACCGUGCGCAAACGCAACUGGUUUCGAUGAGGGAUGAGGACAAGCUUUUGAAAAUAGAGAUUCACUCAAUGGAAUCUGGCAUUGGAAAAAUUAAGGCAGCGAUGAAGGUACAAGAGAAGGAAAUUAUUCGCCAGACAGAGAUAUCGUACAGCGUGGACUACAAUAUGGAGAAGAUCGAGAAGAGAAUAGCAAAUAUGAAAGGAGAAAAUAAGCAGGAGGGAGCAAGCAGAGCGCACGCAAAACUAGUUCAAGCCGAGGCGAUUUACUAUGCCCGGAUGCAGAACCACUCGUUGCUGCAGGCGCAAAUUGCGAAGAUUCAAAUUGAUUUCCGGAAUUUGAAUGCGAUCUAUCAACAGGAUUGCAUCGAGAUUGACAGAAUGAUCGGGAAACUGAAGGAAAAGUCUUUGAUGGUGGAGGGUGGUGAGAAGAAGUUGAGGCAGUGUACGACGGAAAAUCAGGAAAGACUGGUGGAAAAGAGUUUGCUGAAGAUGCGAAUUAACCAGAUGGAGAUGCUGGUGGAUAAACAGAAUGAUAAGAUGUAUACGCUGGAGCGCCAUCGAAUGGAACUGGAAACGGCCAUCAAUGAGAGGUUGAUCGACAUAAAGUCCCAAAAGGAUAUGCUGAUGCUGAAGAAGAAGUAUUUACAUGACGAGCGGGCACAGCUGAAGGCGGAUAUCAGCGAAAGGACGUUGAAAAUCGACCAGUUGAAAAAUCGGUAUGAAUUGUCGUUGGAUUUGCUGGGUAAGAACGAUGAUGGAACUAUCGUUACUGCAACGCAAAUCAAAAUUCAGAACGCACAGGAAAAGUACAUGUUGCUGCGAGAAGGCAGUGAAUUGAAUGUGAAAAUCUUGAAGGCGGAGGAAGAUUUGAAAGCCUUGGAGAAUACAUUGAAACUGAUGAAUUUUUCGAAUGAGACCUACAAGCGUGGAUUUCAAAAAGUGGAUGAUGAUAAUCCAGAUAUUCAGCAGAUGAACAACAUUCAGAAUGACUACUGUAAGGCACUGUCGGCGUUGAAGAACGUGAGAACUGACUUGGCGUUCAAUACGGAGAAUUUGCACAACUUGAACGAAGAGAGGGAAGAAAGUGAUAAGGCGUUGGAGGUAACUACCAAGGUUCGGCUCGAUAACAAUGAUAUACUGCUGAAGAUUCAAAAGGAACUGCUUGAUCAGAAGACAAAAAUCCAACGCGCUGAACGAGAGCUGCGACUAGCUAUCAAGGCUGCCCGUGCGAAGACCAACGACGAAGAUCUGUUACACACGUUCCAGAAGGAUUUGAAUCUUAAGGAGCUCGAAGAACGCAACAACAUGGCACUGCAUCAGAUGGCCGAUUUGAUUGAGAUCUUCCAGGAGAUGAACCCAACGGUGAACAAAUAUUUUUACGACAAGGGAUUGCGUUUGCCGGUAGUUCGUCGCGCCAAGAGUCAGAUAUCGUGGCGUAGCGAGAAUUCUCCUGGGUCGGAUUACAGCGGACGUGACGAUACAGGAUCGUCGAAACCAGCAUCUAAAAUGUCCAUGUGCUCGGCAUCGACGCGUUCAUCGGACUCAUCAGAGAACAUUGCCAAGUCGUUUGACAAUCGAAUGAGUGCCGGGCUUUCGGUGAUCCUGAUAGACUUUCCCGGAGCAAGUGGCAGCAAGAAAUCCGGCCUUGGUGGAUUACUACCGAAGAAAUAAUCUUGGAACGACGGCGCCAACGACGUUCUUUCAUUUCUACUCGGAACGGAAACUCUAUAUUGUCGUACAUUUCAGUUGACCAUCAUUGUCGUCAAAUUUAUUUUAAUUGGCAUUUAUAUCAUAUGUAUGAUUUGUGUGUGACUUUCAUGCAAUGUCGGUAAUUCGAUAAAAACUACUACAAAUA